Molecule: messenger RNA, 525 nt
Organism: Ostertagia ostertagi
Lineage: Eukaryota; Metazoa; Nematoda; Chromadorea; Rhabditida; Trichostrongylidae
Source: the annotation of a GenBank genome assembly
AUGUACUACCAAUUCAAUAAGGUAGCAUUUUGGCCGGGUAUGUAUCAAUAUCUGAGAACAAAAGACGGAAUAUCCCUCUUUUCGAGCGCUGGUUUAGCUAAACCAUUCGAAAUUGUCGCGAUCGACUUAUUCUUCGAAAUAUCCUGGAGCGGAUCAGUGGUUGCGAGAUCGCGAAAGCGAGUUCGAAAGUUCUAUCAUGGAGGCAACUUUGUUCAGUUACGAGUAUUGAGUAGAAGUUCGCAAAAGGUUAUUGCCCUUGAGAAGACGAUUUGGAUUGGCGUCUCUUUAACAUCAGCACUGCAUUCAUGCAACGCUAGUAUCAGUUGCACAGGCAGGAAAAGUUCUUCCCGAACAUCCGCUUCGUCCGGAAUGGAUCCAACAAGUAUGACAGUCGUUGCGGGAUUCGCAAAAGAAUACGAUUCAAUCAUCCUUACUGUUAAACGAGUUGUUGGCUUUGAGGGAAAACUCAUCAUUCCACCAGCCGGAUUCGAGAAAAUGAUGGACCGUUUAAAAACAGAAAAUUAA